GUUUGUUGCCGAGCCCUGGCUGCGCAAAAAACUGCUGUCAUGUGAUAGGCUUCGUUUGUAGUAGUAGCUGACAGAAGCAGUCAGCGAGAAAUAGAAACAAAGAAAGAAGUUUGAUUCCUUUCCUGUGGACUCAGACAGGGUCUGUUUCUCCUAUUAUAGCAAUAGUUUCCCGGGUGGAGUAGUUGGAGAUUGGGUUCGCGUACCUGGCAGACCGCCGAACGCCCAGCGGACGCCAUGGGUUGUUGUUACAGUAGCGAGAACGAGACCACCGAGCAGGACCCUGACGAGCGUAAGCCGCUGAUCCCCCACCCGAACCCCGACAGCAAGCCCCUCAACAGCACAGAAUGGAACUCCACCAAUGUACCCUCAGCCCGCACAGACGAACAGGCCUUACUCACAUCCAUCCUUACCAAGACAGCUCUGAACAUCAUCGACGUCUCGGCUGCGGACUCUCAAGGCAUGGAGCAGCAUGAGUACAUGGACAAAGCUCGGCAAUACAGUACAAAACUGGCCUUGUUGAGUAACAGUCUGUCUCAGAAGAAGCCCCUCCCUCUCCCUUCACUCACCAGCCAGCCGCACCAAGUGCUCGCUAGUGAUCUGGUGCCAUAUUCGGAUGUACAACAGGUGUCCAAGAUAGCUGCCUAUGCUUACAGUGCAAUCUCUCAGAUCAAGGUGGACGCUAAAGAAGAGCUAGUGGUUCAAUUUGCCAUCCCCUGAUCUGCCCUCUGGCCUCCAUAAUACUCCUCCCGUCCUGUCCCCAAUGCCCACACUGCAUCUAUGUGUCCCAGUCCCUGUGCUACCCAGCUAUGCCACCAGGAACCUGCUGAGGACUAUGACAACCAGGCCUCCCCUGCUGAAAGGGUUAACCCACCUUGCCCUGCACCCCUCAGAACCACCUUUCAAAGCCACCAUUCAUCCUUCUUUCACCAGCCGUCAAAUGUUAUGGCAGUAUAAUGGUGUUAGGGAAGUCUUUGUUUUUGUUAUUUUAAAUGUUGUUGUUUGAAGAGUGACUGAGUCUGACUGAAUAAACGGUUAGCUAGCUGCAUGGCUAGGCUGCUGGUGGUGUUA
Messenger RNA from Salvelinus namaycush (lake trout), 1068 nucleotides. Its product is annotated as ragulator complex protein LAMTOR1-like. The transcript has 5 exons. Gene Ontology annotation, biological process: endosomal transport; regulation of receptor recycling; positive regulation of MAPK cascade. Gene Ontology annotation, cellular component: membrane raft; lysosome; late endosome membrane. The record is from RefSeq and is a predicted model, not a curated record. Bases 235 to 717 code for a protein of 160 amino acids. Gene Ontology annotation, molecular function: guanyl-nucleotide exchange factor activity; molecular adaptor activity. Lineage: Eukaryota; Metazoa; Chordata; Actinopteri; Salmoniformes; Salmonidae.